ACAUCUGCUGAUGAUCCCUAUCGUGAAGGUCAUGCCAUUCCAAAUCACUCGGUCAGCUCUCUACUCAGCGGCAUCGGACUCGAAGUUCAAUUGCAGCCUUGACACCCUUGUCAGGCGGUCAUUGUAACGACGGUAGAUAAAGCUAACUCCACGGGCUGCAUCGAGGCCACGAACCGAGACACAGCUUUCCUACGACAACGUUAUUAUCACCCGCUUGGGUUUUGGGACGAACUCUUGGCAUCGCCAUUUCUACACCCCCCAAAGUGCCCAGCAUGAAGGUCAUUCUUGCCAUCAACUCGGGAUCUAGCUCUGUAAAGAUCUCGGUUUACUCCGCCGAACCUAAUCGGUCACCUCUUCAGAUCGCAGAGGCAGCCGUCAGUGGUUUGACGGCCCCACCCGCACAGGUCACAUACAUGCGUGGCGGGGUUGAGGUCAAGACGAAGGAAGAUCUCGAGGAUGAUCUAUCAGCUCAGGCCGACGCCUUCAAGGUUCUUCUCAAGCUACUGAUUGAGGACUCGGAAUUGCCGCAGAUCAAGAAAAAGGGCGAUAUUGCCCUCACCUGCCACCGCAUCGUCCACGGGGGCGACUAUCCUAGCUCUCAAAUAAUCACCCGGGACACAUACCAUCACCUUGAAGAGCUGAGUGACCUUGCGCCCUUACACAAUGGUCCCGCUCUCGACAUUGUCAACUCGUGCGUGAAGCAGCUCCCCGACGCUGUCAAUGUCGCCUGCUUUGACACGCAAUUCCACACGACGAUUCCCGCGCACGUUCAUACGUACCCCAUCAACCAAGAUGUUGCCAGAAAGAAUCACCUAAAAAAAUAUGGGUUUCAUGGCGUCAGCUACUCCUUCAUCACUCGAGCCGUCUCCGAGUUUCUCGGCAAGGAGACCAAAGAUCUCAAUAUCAUCGCCCUUCAUCUGGGAAGCGGAGCAAGCGCAUGCGCCAUCCGCAACGGUCAGAGCUGGGAUACCAGUAUGGGCUUGACUCCUGUUGCUGGCUUGCCUGGAGCCACCAGAAGCGGCAGUGUAGAUCCCAGUCUCGUCUUCCAUUACGCAAGUGACGUCGGCAAGCUAUCCCCCAACUCGACAUCACAGCUGCACCUCACCAAGGCCGAAGAUAUUCUCAACAAGCGUAGUGGAUGGAAGUCGCUUACAGGAACAACCGAUUUUGGAGUAAUUGCUAAUUCGGAUGAGCCGGCCCAUAAGCUUGCGUUCGACAUUUUUGUCGACAGAAUAUGUGCCUUUAUUGGCUCUUACUUUGUUACUCUCAACGGCAACGUAGACGCGUUGGUCUUUGCAGGGGGCAUUGGCGAAAAGAGCGACAAGCUGCGGAAGCGGGUCGCCGAGCAAUGCGCAUGCUUGGGCUUCACCAUCGAUGAUGCUCUGAACAGCAAGAAAAUCGUAGAUACGGUCCAGGAGGUUGGCAAAGACACCAAACGUCGUACGUUGGUCUGCCAGACAGACGAGCAAUACGAGAUGGCAAGGCUCUGCACCGAAAAUGAAGCGCUCUGGCAAGAGUAGGUCUUGAGUCGCAAGGGGAGACGAACGAUUCCCGGCGGGAUCGCGAUGACAACUCGAGACCGCGGGUUUUUAUUUCCGCACAUGCCAUUAAAGCCACCGGUAUAUGGGUUAGCAGAACGGC
Molecule: messenger RNA, 1641 nt
Organism: Colletotrichum navitas
Lineage: Eukaryota; Fungi; Ascomycota; Sordariomycetes; Glomerellales; Glomerellaceae
Product: acetate kinase
Exons: 2
Coding region: 273-1520 (415 amino acids)
Biological process (GO): acetate metabolic process; phosphorylation
Molecular function (GO): acetate kinase activity
Source: RefSeq, a predicted model, not a curated record